Dendrobium catenatum is the source of this 4317-nucleotide messenger RNA. Its product is annotated as lysine-specific demethylase JMJ18. Bases 229 to 3915 code for a protein of 1228 amino acids. Lineage: Eukaryota; Viridiplantae; Streptophyta; Magnoliopsida; Asparagales; Orchidaceae. Gene Ontology annotation, molecular function: histone H3K4me/H3K4me2/H3K4me3 demethylase activity. The transcript has 12 exons. The record is from RefSeq and is a predicted model, not a curated record. Gene Ontology annotation, cellular component: nucleus. Gene Ontology annotation, biological process: chromatin remodeling.
AAUUCAGUAUUUGUUUCAAAAAAAAUUUUUUUUUUCUGCAAAAUCUUUUUCUUUUAUCUCCUUGCUUUUAAGGUAUCUUUUUAGGGCUACGUUUGCUUUCAUCCAUCAAAUUAAAUGCCUCACAAGCCAUUGGUAAUUCUACGUCCCUGCAAUACGUGAUAACGACAUGCUCCAAACUGUACAGCAAACAGCUCAAGUAUAGGAAGUCUAGAAGUUGUUUUGCAUAAUAUGGUUUGUGACUUCAGGCAGGAUCCGGAGGAUGCUGCGGUCAACUCUGGUCAUUGUAUGGAAGAUACUGUGACUCCACCAAUGCAAAUUGAUAGUGAUGGUGGUAACAGUCUCCUUAGAGUUAAACGCUCCCUGAGGAGGAGGAAUGGAGUUGAUUAUUGUGUGUUUGAGUAUAGCUCUGAGGAGGAAUUAGAUAAUGCAAAGCCAAUGAAGGCUCGCCAAUCAAAAUAUUCUCAACAAGUCAAUGAUAUUCGAGGAAGUACAGUUAGUUCUGACUCUCAGGAGGUAACGGCUAGGUGGUGUCCCAAAGAAUCUUGUAGGCCUAUUAUGGAUGAAGCUCCCGUGUUCUAUCCUAGUGAGGAGGAGUUUAGAGAUACACUUGGUUACAUUGCUAGUAUAAGCUCUAAAGCUGGAAAAUAUGGCAUUUGCCGCAUAGUUCCACCACCUUCUUGGAAGCCACCUUGCCCACUUAGAGAUAAGAAUAUUUGGGAGCAGUCGGAGUUUUCAACUAGGAUUCAACAAGUUGAUAAGCUUCAAAAUAGGGAACCAAUGAGGAAAAGAUAUAGGAAUCGUUACCAAAGGAAAAGGAAGAGAAGAAAGCGCUUAAGAUUUGGAAUGACCCGUAGACGUAACAACUGCACCAUUGCCGAAACCAAUGAUUACUCUUCAGACACAGAAGAAAAAUUUGGCUUUCAAUCUGGUUCGGAUUUUACACUUCAGACCUUCCAGGUGUAUGCUGAGGAUUUUAAGGAACAAUAUUUUGGUAUGAGAUAUGCAAAGGACAGUAAAUCAUGUGGUAAGGAUGAAACUGGUGAGAGAUGGCAACCUUCUGUGGAGGAAAUUGAGGGGGAAUAUUGGCGGAUUGUUGAGAGUCCUGAUGAUGAAGUUGAGGUACUAUAUGGUGCUGAUUUAGAAACUGGGAAGUUUGGCAGUGGGUUUCCAAAAGCAAACUCUGCAACGUCUAAGGACUUAGAUCCACAUGUCUACUCUGGAUGGAACUUAAACAAUUUUCCCAGGCUACCUGGGUCAGUUCUUUCUUUUGAAAGUGGGGAUAUUUCUGGGGUACUAGUGCCUUGGCUAUAUAUUGGGAUGUGCUUUUCAUCAUUUUGUUGGCAUGUUGAAGACCACCACCUGUAUUCACUGAACUACAUGCAUUGGGGUGAUCCAAAAAUUUGGUAUGGAGUUCCUGGAAAUGCUGCUGUGAAAUUGGAAGAGGCCAUGAGGAAGCAUUUACCAGAACUAUUUGAGGAACAACCUGAUUUGCUGCAUGAAUUGGUUACACAGUUGUCUCCUUCAGUUCUAAAGUCUGAGGGUGUUCCAGUUUACCGUGCUAUCCAGAAAGCAGGGGAGUUUGUCCUCACCUUCCCUAGGGCUUACCAUUCCGGCUUCAAUUGUGGAUUCAACUGUGCAGAAGCAGUGAAUGUUGCUCCCAUGGACUGGUUAUCUCAUGGUCAGUGUGCGGUUGAGCUUUAUAGCGAACAGCGCCGCAAGACAUCCAUUUCCCAUGACAAGUUAUUAAUGGGUGCUGCAAGAGAAGCUGUCAGAGCUCUCUGGGAGAUUUUUCUGUUAGGAUCUGACAAACCCAGUAACUUAAAAUGGCAGCGUGUUUGCGGAAAGGAAGGGACAUUGACGAAGGCUAUACUGGAAAGAAUAGAAAUGGAACAGGAACGAAGAGAUUCUCAUUGUGAUCCUACAAAAGCAAGGAAAAUGGAUAGUAUCUUUGAUUUGUCAAAGGAGAGAGAAUGUUUUUUCUGUUUUUAUGAUCUUCACCUAUCUGCUGCUGGCUGUGAAUGCUCAUUGGAUCGUUAUGCCUGCUUAAACCAUGCAGAGCUUCUUUGUUCUUGUGAACCCAACCAAAAAUUUUUCCUUUUUCGCUACACUAUGGAUCAGUUGAACACUCUAGUUCAAGCUUUAGAAGGGUAUGCAAGUGCAGUGCAAGAUUGGGGUUCAUAUGAUCUGGGAUUGGUUUCACCUAAUAUUGUAAUGAAUGAAGAUUCAGAAAGCUUAAAACUGAUAGGUGAAUCUGAUUCCGAGGUACCAUUGCAGAGAAGUACAUCCACUUCAAUGAAAGGAUUGGUAGAUAUCAACGUUGCUAGUGUUGAGAUCUUUAGUCUGAAGAGUGGAGGGCAUUCAUGUGGAGCUACUGAUCGUCCUAGUGAGAUCAAUAGUAUGGCAUGCUCACAACAUAUGGAAGCAGUUUUUGAUAUUAGUAGGCCGAGCUUGCCUACAAAUAACUGUGAUAUAGAAGCCAAUGCAAGUUUGCAGAAGCCAGAAACAUCUUGCACAACUCGUGUAAAAACAGAAUUGGAAAGUGAUAACUUGAAUAGAGGCACCUCCCAUAUUAAUCUUGACUUAGCAACUCCACAAUAUACUGAAAAUAUGCGCCACGGUAUUGCUUUCAAGGAAAAUAAAAUCUUUUCUGAUGAUGAUAAUGUAUGGGAAGAGGAGCCAAAGUGGUUUUUGGACCUCAGCAAGAAAAACUUAACCAAAGAUUAUAAGAAUGAAAUUCAAGACUGGCCUUAUAGAAAUGGCGAGAAAAUUAAAAGCAUUAAGGAGGAAUAUUGUACUUCGACUGCAGUAGAACAGGAUAUGGAGCAUGAUUCCAUAGCAACAUCCAGUACACCAUUGAGGUCAAGCCCUGGAGGUGGAUCUUCAGUUCCCCUUGGCAAUUCUUUUGAGUUUUUUCCUUCCUCUCCUUUUCAAAGCAAAUGGAGGCAUGAAGCUUCUCCUUCUAAAGGUAGUCAGUCUUCGGCAAAGUUGUUUGGCAUUGAACUUCAGCCACAUGAACCACAUCUUCUAUUAAAUUCAAAUUCUGAAGGCAACCGGCCUUUCAACAGCAGCUCAACCAAUUCCACUGGGUUGAGUUCAUCUAAUGCUGAAAGGGAGAAGCAUUUAACCAAAUCCAAGUACUUUGUUGAGGCACUUCAUCUUGGAACUGUAAUGUUUGGAAGACACUGGUGUAAUGCAAAAGCCAUCUUCCCAAAAGGAUUCCGAAGUCGUGUCAGGUACUUCAGUGUGCUUGAUCCAACAACAACUUGCAAUUACAUAUCCGAAGUACUAGAUGCUGGACUUAUAGGCCCUUUAUUUAAGGUUACCUUGGAAGAUAAUCCAGAAGAUACUUUUAUUCAUUCUUCUCCCUCGCAAUGCUGGGAUUUGAUUAGAGAGAGACUAAACCAAGAGAUCAUAAAGCAGUGCAGCUUAAUGAACCAAGAACUCCCUCCCCUUCAACCUCCUGGGAGCAUCGAUGGGCUCGAAAUGUUUGGUUUUCUGUCCCCAUCAAUAUAUCAGUUUAUUGAAUGCCUCGAUCCUCAUCGUCGCUGCUCGGAGUACUGGGCAUCCAAGUCGAGUUCAUCAACAAAAAUUGAAGCCAAUAUGAACUCUACCCUGAAAUCUAUGAAGAAAAAACCAACUGGAUUUGGAUUUGGAUCAACAAAUUACUCUUCGCAACCAAAUGCUUCAGCAGAAACACAAGGAAAGUUUUUUGGCAUUGACAUUUGCACAUUAGAACCCGUUGAUUCAAUUUCAGACGAUAAGAUCCAGCAUGUCCUGAGGUCAAUCUUUCGUAGAUUAAACCCAGAAGAACUUCAGGUGAUGCAAAUGGUUUUCAGAAGCGGUUCAGAAAGUGAUUCCUGGAGAGCAGCUUACAGAGCUCUUCUAUAUGAGAUUGAGAUGAAUGUAGAUAAUUAAUUGUUCUUCUUAGAAUAAAUUUCAUUUCCUAAAGGAUGAUUAGCUACAGAUGAGACAUCAUUGCCAACAGAGCCACCAUUCUUUCUUCAACAGCUAACAAAACUACAUAGUUUUCCUCAUACAAUCUCUUGAGGAUUGCAAUUCUGUUUGUUCUUUCUGUGCUACAAUGGAGUCUAAGGGAAGCCUGUGUUUGAAGAUGGUUCUUCCUACAUUUGAAUAUCUGUUAUAUUUUGUAAUUGAAUCUCUAGCAUUGGCUCUGUUGGAUAUUUUUGGAGCUUUAAUCAUGCCUCUUUGGCAAUGAGAUUAUUUAAUGUUUUAGUGUAGGUAAAAUACAUAAUUGUUUCCUUGGAGCUUCAUAAAUAUUUGAAUAUAAGAUUAUUUGAACAACUGAGUUGGUACAAA